Pseudozyma flocculosa PF-1 is the source of this 384-nucleotide messenger RNA. RefSeq lists its product as uncharacterized. Lineage: Eukaryota; Fungi; Basidiomycota; Ustilaginomycetes; Ustilaginales; Ustilaginaceae. The record is from RefSeq and is a predicted model, not a curated record. The transcript is spliced from 2 exons. The coding region runs from base 1 to 384 and encodes 127 amino acids. Gene Ontology annotation, molecular function: zinc ion binding; nucleic acid binding.
AUGACGCGUAUGAGGCACAAGCGGAACCACCACGCUCGACGAGACAUCUCGCGAGCGGCCCGCACGCGUGCUCGCAAGCUGGACGCGGACCAGAUCCAGGAGAGCCUCAACAACCCGGAGAAGCUCGAGGCGCUGCAGAACCCCAAGGAGCUCGACGUCGACAAGGCCGGUCUCGGCCUUUUCUACUGCGUCGAGUGCGACCGCCACUUCCCCUCGCAGAAGGACCAGCUGAUGCACAUGGGCUCGAAGCUGCACAAGCGGAGGGCCAAGAAGAUGCGCGAGGAGCCCGCCUACACCAUCGAGGAGAGCCUGCGCGCCGUCGGCAUGGGCGUCGACAACAAGCAGCGGGGCGACAAGCCCGAGACCGCGCCCAUGCAGGCCUGA